GCUUCUAUGGUUAACUGUUCCUAAAGUCUAAAUCUCUCUAGUUCUGCAACAGGAAAACAGGAGGAUUUGAAUUCCCUUGAGGUUUUGUUUUCUCUUAAACCCUAGCAAUUCUUCUCCUCCGAGAGAACCCUCGUUAGCUAUGUGGAGCCGAAUCUCUAGCAGAAAACCAUCUCUAUCUGCAAUUACUCAGCUCUCCUCUUCUCCAUUCAUGGCGAAGCGGUCUUAUGGGCUGAUACCCAUGGUGAUCGAACACACCUCAAGGGGCGAACGAGCUUACGACAUCUUCUCUCGUCUCCUGAAAGAGCGUAUCGUCUGCAUCAACGGUACGAUAGCCGAUGAUACGGCCUCUGUAGUGGUUGCUCAGCUUCUGUUUCUUGAAUCCGAGAAUCCAUCGAAACCCAUCAACAUGUACAUCAAUUCUCCCGGGGGUGUUGUUACCGCCGGCCUUGCGAUCUACGACACGAUGCAGUACAUUCGAUCUCCGGUGAGUACUCUUUGUAUUGGGCAAGCUGCUUCGAUGGGUUCUCUGCUAUUGACGGCUGGUGCAAAGGGUGAGAGACGAGCGUUACCUAAUGCUAGGGUUAUGAUCCAUCAGCCCUCUGGUGGGGUAAGUGGGCAAGCUAGUGAUAUAGCAAUUCAGGCUAAGGAGAUUCUCAAGCUGAGGGAGAGGUUGAAUAUGUUGUAUGUGAAACAUACUGGGCAGGAUCUUGAGAAAAUUGGGCUGUCCAUGGAGAGGGACAUGUUCAUGUCGCCGGAAGAGGCAAAAGAGUUCGGUUUGAUUGAUGAGGUUAUUGAGAAUAGGCCAAUGGCUCUGGUGACAGAUGCAGUUGCAAGCACAGGGUCCGGUGGGAACAAAGGGAAAGAGGAGGGCUCAAGCUAGGACUUGGAAGGGGGAUUCAAUCUUUUUGUGCUUUAGUAAUUUUUGGCUUCAGAUGCCAUGGAUCAUUGACUCUUGCCAUUAGAGAUACUUCACUUUUUGGUGCUGCAUAUCCAUCUUCAACUAAAUGCCAAAGAUUUUCUGACACAAUCUUCAAAAGUGAGCAUGAGACUCUGAGUCUAUUUAAUUGAAUGGUGGACUUGUUGCAACUUCUCACAUAAUAAGGGAAUUGCUCCAACUCCAAUUCUAUUGUGACAACAGAAAGAGUGAUGAGACUCUGCAAGUUCUUACAAGUGUAAUCCUUUGGAGUAUAAACUAUAGGAAUAGAAUAUGGAGAACCUACCUGUUUUGGAGAAUUGCCUUGUGAAAGGCUUAACUACUAUUUAACUUUGGAAUUUGUGGGCUGUUCCCUCAUGCCUUGGAAACAUUGAAGAUUUAAUGUUAGGUGAGAUUCCUGGGUA
This is a messenger RNA of Macadamia integrifolia, 1338 nucleotides long. RefSeq names its product ATP-dependent Clp protease proteolytic subunit. Gene Ontology annotation, cellular component: endopeptidase Clp complex. The record is from RefSeq and is a predicted model, not a curated record. Gene Ontology annotation, biological process: protein quality control for misfolded or incompletely synthesized proteins. Bases 140 to 880 code for a protein of 246 amino acids. Gene Ontology annotation, molecular function: ATPase binding; serine-type endopeptidase activity; ATP-dependent peptidase activity. Lineage: Eukaryota; Viridiplantae; Streptophyta; Magnoliopsida; Proteales; Proteaceae. The transcript is spliced from 2 exons.